Molecule: messenger RNA, 2123 nt
Organism: Daktulosphaira vitifoliae (grape phylloxera)
Lineage: Eukaryota; Metazoa; Arthropoda; Insecta; Hemiptera; Phylloxeridae
Product: ETS-related transcription factor Elf-1-like
Exons: 8
Coding region: 166-1428 (420 amino acids)
Biological process (GO): cell differentiation; regulation of transcription by RNA polymerase II
Cellular component (GO): nucleus
Molecular function (GO): sequence-specific DNA binding; DNA-binding transcription factor activity, RNA polymerase II-specific
Source: RefSeq, a predicted model, not a curated record
CAUCCUUGGAAGGACGUUGGACGUUUUUACAUUGAACGUUAAACAUUUUCUUCAAGGUUUUAAAUAUUUGUACUCGUUCAUAACCAGUAAUAACUUGUAAAAAUAAUUUUUAAUAUUUAAAGGAUAAGUAAAUCUUAUCUGAAAUUUAACUUUGAUAAUUUAAUUAUGAUCAGUAGUCCGUGUGAACAACAAGUGGACGAAACAUUAGACAAUUCAAAAGAAUUAGUUCUUACAUCUCCUUUUAAUAAUCGUAGCUGCUCUACAUAUACGGGAAUAUUAGAAAAUGGUAUUGAAAUCCACAAAAGAGCUGUUGGGGCUUUUGACAUUCCUCAACAAACAGAUAAUGUCUAUGUGCAUUUGACCAGUAAACCAAUUAGUCAAGUGUUGGAAAAUUGGAACCAGGAUGAUCGUAAUAUAUAUCAACAAAAUUCAAUGAAACCAGAAAUGAGAUCGCCUGAUUGCUGCAGUAGGUCUAAUAGAUACUUUACUGACCAUUAUUAUCCACAUUCGCACACUAAUUUCAGAAGUCUAACUACCCGAAAUCUAUACUACGAUUACUACGAUCCAACCGUGGUAACACAUAAAAAAGAACCGGAAUCUAAGUAUUAUGGUGAUACUAACGGUGGCAGGUACACAACACAAGGCAUACAAGAAUCAGUAGCUAUCGAAAAUGUAAGUACCUAUUCAGGAAACACGGUACCCCAACCUCAUCGGCGAGGUGCUCUACAACUUUGGCAGUUCCUUGUUACCUUACUAGACGAUCCAAACAACUCGUCAUGCAUUGUGUGGACAGGUAGAGGUAUGGAGUUUAAAUUGGUGGAGCCGGAAGAGGUGGCCAGAAGAUGGGGACUGCAGAAGAAUAGACCUGCUAUGAAUUAUGAUAAAUUGAGCAGAUCACUUAGGUAUUACUACGAAAAAGGAAUUAUGCAAAAAGUUGCUGGCGAACGUUACGUUUACAAAUUUGUUUGCGAUCCUGAGGCGCUGUUCAACAUGGCGGCCACAUACGAUUACGCCGUCUCCGGUACGUCCGGCCCACCGGCCGUCGUCUCGACGACGGCGCAUCACCAACAUCAUCAUCAAAACCUGGCCACCAGGUAUGCAGCCGCCGCAGCUACAGCAGCAGCCGCCGCUGCUGCUGCUGCAGCAGCUGCCAACAUGCAUCAUCAUCACCAUCACCAUCAUCAUCAACCUACUACCGCGUACGAUUGUGCGACUACUGCAGCUACAACUGAUGGGUAUUACGAUAGUAGUAAUUGCAAAGUAACAUCAGCUACCAUCGUUGCCUCAUCAUCAUCACCUUCCGCAGAAGAUGGCAAAUCGAUGAUUGGCCACCGACGACAUAAAGACACCGUGAUAGACUCGUCAACUGGAACAACAGACAAUUGUAAUGGACAUGGAUUUUGGCCAGCCGGCGUUUUUGUCCGAUAAGCUUUUGCCAAUAUUUCUUCAAAAUAUGAACUUCAAGGAAAUGAUUUAAAUAAAAAUUGUAAUCAGGUUGUUGGAUGAAUUUUCAAGCAAAAUUAGAUGGAUAUCAAAAAGGAAAUCGGCCUGAAAAGUAUAAGGCUCUUUCAAAACAAAAAAUUGUUCAGUGUAUUUUUAUUCUGGACAGUUACACUAGUCAUUUAUUUUUUGUUCUUAAAUAGAAAACUUUAACUGUAAUUUUGUUAGAUUAAUUUAAUUGUUUAUUAUUAUUAUUAUUAUUAUUCUGAUAUAUUCUAAGUAGUAAAAUUUUAUAAUUUUUUUAAUGGACUUGUCAGUACUUUAUUUAUAAUUGUCAGGCUUUGAUACAAAAGGGUAUAAGAGUAAUUACCCCCCAAAAUUAGAAUUAUUUUCUUAAAAAGGUCCUAUUUUUGAUAAAUUAUUCUUACUAACAGAAAUAGUGAAACGGCCUUCAAAAAUUUCUUCUGAAUCCGCGCCUGAUAAUUGUUUAUAAAUAGUUUUCCCUUUAAAUCAAGUUUUCAUUUAUAUUAUUAUUUAUAUAAGUUUUCAAUUAUAACAUUUUUUUUUUUAAUUAUUCGGUUUAAAUGAGCAACAUAGACUCAAUAAAAGGACUCUCUGUUUAAGCAAUAUAUUACUUAUUUUCAAACUUAUGUAAAUAUUCUGUCUUAGCAAGCACGAUAUAU